Chaetura pelagica (chimney swift) is the source of this 3576-nucleotide messenger RNA. It is a transcript of the gene SRRM1, whose product is annotated as serine/arginine repetitive matrix 1. The record is from RefSeq and is a predicted model, not a curated record. Bases 1 to 2661 code for a protein of 886 amino acids. Gene Ontology annotation, molecular function: RNA binding. NCBI's taxonomy places the organism in Eukaryota, Metazoa, Chordata, Aves, Apodiformes, Apodidae. Gene Ontology annotation, cellular component: spliceosomal complex. Gene Ontology annotation, biological process: mRNA processing; regulation of mRNA splicing, via spliceosome. The transcript has 18 exons.
AUGGAGAGAACAGGCAAGGGAACAAGUGCAGAGCAGGACAAUCGCUUCAGCAACAAGCAGAAGAAGCUGUUGAAGCAGUUGAAAUUUGCAGAAUGCUUAGAAAAGAAGGUGGACAUGAGCAAAGUAAAUCUGGAAGUAAUCAAACCAUGGAUAACAAAACGAGUAACAGAAAUCCUUGGAUUUGAAGAUGAUGUAGUAAUUGAAUUUAUAUUCAACCAGUUGGAAGUGAAGAACCCAGAUUCCAAAAUGAUGCAAAUCAACCUGACUGGUUUUUUGAAUGGGAAAAAUGCUAGGGAGUUCAUGGGAGAACUGUGGCCACUGCUGUUAAGUGCACAAGAAAACAUUGCUGGUAUUCCAACUGCUUUUCUGGAACUGAAGAAAGAAGAAAUAAAACAGCGACAGAUAGAGCAAGAGAAGCUGGCUUCCAUGAAGAAGCAAGAUGAAGACAAGGAGAAGAGGGAUAAGGAAGACAAAGACAACAGAGAAAAAAGAGACAGAUCCAGGAGUCCAAGGAGGCGCAAAUCCAGGUCUCCCUCCCCUCGCAGGAGAUCCUCUCCCGUCAGGCGGGAGCGGAAGCGCAGCCACUCGCGCUCCCCACACCACAGAACCAAGAGCCGCAGCGUCACCCCGGCACCUGAGAAGAAAGAGGCAACUCCUGAGCCAGAACCCUCUGUGAAACCAAAGGAGACUGUUGUUCAAGAGGCAACCUCAAACAGUGAUAUCCCAAAAGCUCCUAAACCUGAACCUCCUGUACCAGAGACUAAGGAAGCUUCACCAGAACGUAAUUCAAAGAAGGAGAGAGAGAAGGAAAAAGAGAAGACCCGUCAGAGAUCCCCAUCUCGGUCCAAGUCAAGGUCAAGGUCUCGAUCACGUUCUCCAUCUCAUUCUCGACCAAGAAGGCGUCAUAGAUCACGGUCAAGAAGGCGACCAAGCCCGAGACGACGGCCAUCUCCAAGGAGAAGGAGCCCUCCAAGGAGAAUGCCUCCCCCACCCAGACACAGAAGAAGCAGAUCCCCUGUCAGGCGGAGAAGAAGGUCAUCAGCAUCCCUCUCUGGCAGUAGCUCUUCCUCCUCCUCCUCACGUUCCCGAUCGCCACCAAAGAAACCACCCAAAAGAACUGUAUCCAGCCCUCCUCGGAAAACUCGUAGGCUCUCUCCAUCUGCCAGCCCCCCAAGGAGGAGGCACAGACCAUCCCCACCAGCAAGUCCACCUCCAAAACCACGUAGGUCUCCAACACCCCAGCAGUCCAAUCGGGCAAGAAAAAGCCGUGGUUCUGUUUCACCUGGCAGAGCAUCAGCAACCAAACAUAAGAGUACUGAAAAAAGAGAAUCUCCUUCGCCAGCACCGAAACCAAGGAAAGCAGAACUCUCUGAAUCAGAAGAAGAUAAAGGAGGCAAAAUGGCUGCAGCAGAUUCAGUUCAACAGAGGCGUCAGUACAGAAGGCAAAACCAACAGUCUUCAUCUGAUUCUGGUUCUUCAUCUUCAUCAGAGGAGGAAAGACCCAAAAGAUCCAACGUGAAGAACGGGGAGGUCGGCAGGCGCCGGCACCAUUCGCAUUCCCGCAGCCCUUCACCAUCUCCGCGGAAACGACAGAAGGAAUCCUCCCCUCGCAGAAGAACAAAAUCCCCGCCCCCCCCAGCCCGGCGGCGACGCUCCCCCUCGCCUGCCCCUCCUCCCAGGCGGCGGCGCUCCCCUUCCUUGCCCCGUCGAAGGUCUCCAUCACCACCCCCACGCAGACGCUCACCCUCUCCACGGAGAUACUCUCCACCGAUUCAGAGACGAUAUUCUCCUUCUCCACCACCUAAAAGAAGAACAGCUUCUCCUCCGCCCCCCCCGAAACGAAGGGCAUCACCUUCUCCACAGUCCAAACGCAGAGUCUCCCAUUCACCACCCCCAAAACAAAGGAGCUCCCCAGCUGCUAAAAGGCGUUCACCUUCGAUAUCUUCCAAGCACAGGAAGGGAUCUCCUCCCAGUAGGUCCAAUCGGGAAACGCGUUCUCCACCGCAAAACAAAAGGCAUUCACCUUCACCACGGCCUAGAGCUUCUCAUACCUCUGCAAGCCCACCACCACCACGAAGGGGAGCUUCAGCUUCACCCCAGAGAAGACAGUCACCAUCUCCAAGCACUAGACCCAUCAGGAGGGUGUCAAGAACGCCAGAACCUAAGAAGACAAAGACUUCCACACCAAGUCCCAGAUCUGCCAGACGAGUGUCCUCAUCCCGCUCCGCAUCAGGGUCCCCUGAGCCAGCAGCCAAAAAACAUCAAGGACCUGCCUCUCCUGCUCGCUCUUGUUCCCCCUCUGCUAACUGGUCACCUGCAAAAAAGGCUAAAAGCCCAACUCAGAGCCCAUCACCUGCAAGGAAUUCAGAUCAAGAAGGGGGUGGAAAGAAGAAGAAGAAAAAGAAGGAUAAGAAGCAUAAAAAGGAUAAAAAGCACAAGAAGCACAAAAAACAUAAGAAGGAGAAGGCAGCAGCAGCUGCAGCAUCUGUUGCUGUGGCUGCACCAGAUACCACCUCAGCACAGGAAGAACAGGAAGCAGAGACAGAACCCAAAAAGGAGACAGAAAGUGAACCAGAAGACAACCUUGAUGAUCUAGAAAAACACCUGCGAGAGAAGGCACUGAGGUCAAUGAGGAAGGCCCAAGUGUCACCCCCAUCCUAGGCCGGAUCCUUUGAUAUAAUGUACAUUUUAUUUGGUUUGUACUCAAGAGUUCAAUUUCAAAUUGCUAAAUGUGUUUGAGCUUUAGAAUAUAACAUUUGUUGUAAUAAUUGCUAGGUUGAGGUUCACCAUGUACAAAGGGCAUGGAUUUACAUUACAAAAGGUGUCCACAGUGUACUAGUGACAUUCUUUCAUUGACAAGUCAACAUAAUUUCAUUUAGAGUGAGACUUUUUAGAAGCAGUAGGAAUUUGUUUUGAAAGGUUUUAAUCAUGAUGGUCAAUUCCCAAGUUCCUUUGAAAUUCAACAAAGCCUUUAGCAUAAUUAGCAAGGGUCUCAUUUGACUUCUGUUCUACCCACUUACAUUAUGCUACUAACCUUUGUGGUUUGUAAGCUUGCCCAGAAAUAAAACCACUGCAGAAUUACCAAGGGAGUUACAUAUAUUUUAAUGCUUUCUACUGUUGCCUGUAUAGUCUCCAUUAAAGCAAAUCAAAAAUAGCAAUUUAGAAUGGUACAUAAAUGAAAGCAUGUUGUUUACCAGGACACUGUGGGUUUAUAUUGAUGUAACAUGUUGAUUUGGAACACUGGAAUUUCAUUUGUAUUUUUAUGUUCUUUUUUUAAAGGGCAGUUUCCAUGAUCAGCAGUCCCAGAAAAACAAAACAAAACAAAAAAUUCCUUCAGUUCCAUCUAUUUUGUUUGUGAGAUGUUGUUUCCCCAUCCAUAAAUCUUGUCUCGUUACGGUUCUUCUGAAUGGUAGAAGCAACUUUCAGAGCUGUGGUCUUUGAAAGUUUGAGGAACCUGAACUUUGGAUAUUGUCAUGUUUUCACUGGUUUUUUGUUUUUGUUUGUUUUUGUUGUUUUUUUUUUAACUAAAGCUAUAUAAAGCUUGUGGAUUAAACAAAAUAAAUUUCUAAAUUUAAA